GUGACAGCCUGUAAUGCAAAUGGUGGUUCUCUCGUAACAGGCCAGUCACUUGCUGCACAAAAUGCCAUUACUGACCAGCUGAGGACUACGCAAACUGUUGGCUACAAGGAAGCACUCACGUACAUGGGUGGAGAUUUAACGUACAGUAUCAGAUUUGAGCCUGACCCAAACAAAAAGUGCCAAAAUUUGCCUAGUGUUGUUGUUUCAGUUAAUUGUAUCUACCGAUGGAACCUUGGACUUUUUGCAAGUGGGGAGUUUGUCGGCAAAGGUGUUCCAUUUUACCGUGGCUCGCUUUAUUCUCUUCCAGGUGCAGGACCGCUGAAUGAAUACACACCGUUCUGGGAGUACCACUACCCUGCACAUGGUGAGACUUAUGUGGUCUCCUGGUUCACGCUCCGAACAGGGACACAAGCUACAUGGUAUGAUGGUCCAGUAACUCCUGUCGGGAAUAAUAUACUACCUUAUAACUACUUUUUAGUUGUAUGUGAGGUUCAGGAUUCCAUUAUUGGUUCUACUACUACUACUACUCCUAUUCCUACUCCUAUUCCUACUACUGCUCCCACAACCACGCCCCCACAGGCAGCAUCAGAGCCAUCGUGGAUCAAGAAGCAUUGGUAUGUUCCUCUGAUCAUUGCUUUGGUUGUGCUGGCUGCUAUCAUUGGACUGAUUGUACUGUGUUGUUGUCUUGGUGGCCGUGACGAAGGCAAGUACUUGCCACCAAUGGUCACUAGAGAAGCCAGUGACAUGCCGCUCCGUGCACGUGAAAUCACUGAUGACGAUGAUGAUUACUAUAAUGAUGGUAAUGAUAACCGGAGUAUGUCCAUGGUUCCAUCAGAACCGAUGCCAAUGGAAGAUAUUGAAUCUGCGAAUGUA
Messenger RNA from Trypanosoma theileri, 873 nucleotides. RefSeq lists its product as uncharacterized. NCBI's taxonomy places the organism in Eukaryota, Euglenozoa, Kinetoplastea, Trypanosomatida, Trypanosomatidae. The transcript has a single exon. The annotation marks the transcript as partial. The record is from RefSeq and is a predicted model, not a curated record.